GGAGAAUAUUCUGUAUUGGUAACUUUGAUUGAAUUCCAGUUGGCUUCUCGGAGAGAACAACAAAGUGUUCGUGAAAAUUGUGAGCGCCAUGCUAAAGAAUUGGUUGAGAACCAGCAACAACUGAGAUCUGCCACUAUCAAAGCCAGAAAAGCUAUUAGUAGGUUCCAUGCAUAUUCUGCUAAGACAACUACGGAGCGUCUGUCGGAUCUCCUUUCGAAAAUGGGAGAUCGAGUCGCCCAAAGUGAACAAACUAUGGACAGCUUAAUUCAUUCGAGUUCGGUUCUUGUUCAAACCCAUUCAGAGUUUGAAAGUCAUGCCGGACACAUAAAGACUGGUAACAAACUUCUGUCCAAGUACGAGCGAAGAGAACUGACUGACAAGAUACUCGUAGCAAUAGCCUUAAUAUUUUACUUCGCUGUGAUAUAUUAUAUUUUACAAAAGAGGAUAUUGUCCAAGUUUUGGUUAUGGUGA
Haemonchus placei is the source of this 471-nucleotide messenger RNA. NCBI's taxonomy places the organism in Eukaryota, Metazoa, Nematoda, Chromadorea, Rhabditida, Trichostrongylidae. The record is from the annotation of a GenBank genome assembly.